Messenger RNA from Epinephelus lanceolatus (giant grouper), 3293 nucleotides. RefSeq names its product solute carrier family 52 member 3-1 (gene slc52a3-1). Gene Ontology annotation, molecular function: riboflavin transmembrane transporter activity. The record is from RefSeq and is a predicted model, not a curated record. Gene Ontology annotation, biological process: riboflavin transport. Gene Ontology annotation, cellular component: plasma membrane. Lineage: Eukaryota; Metazoa; Chordata; Actinopteri; Perciformes; Serranidae.
GGCCAGCAGGGGGCGCUGCAGGCUUACACAGUCAAUAACAACUACUACAGCACAUUUUAUUAUCCUGCUGGGGCAGGAAAAUGUAUGACAGAUAAGAUGUCAUGGGCACGUCAAAGGGCUUCAGCACUGACUUGACCUAAUUAAGAGGUGGGUGCAGUGAGGAAAGCUCAGUGAAUACAGACACUGCCCUCUGUUAUCCAUUGGGGCUGAUCAACAGCUGGAGUGGACUCUGACCUACCCAGAAGCCCCAUGUGAUUCUCAUCAGUGUGUGCAUGUAAGAACAGCCGAAGGAGGCCUGUCGCUAACCUCUAUAUAAGAUGACAGCAAGUCAUAUCCAACGCCUCCAGGGACUGACGGAACUUGUAUGACACACAGCAGACGUGGGACCAUUUGGGGAGGCAGCUUCUUCAAUUUUUUUUCGGACUGACCCGGCUGCACCAUGGCUCUGCUCGUGCACAUACUAGCCUGUGCCUUUGGCCUGGGCUCUUGGGUGGCAGUAAACGGUCUGUGGGUGGAGCUGCCACUCAUCGUCAACGCUCUCCCAGAGGGCUGGGAGCUCCCCUCCUACCUGACAGUCAUCAUCCAGCUGGCCAAUCUGGGACCUCUGCUGGUCACCAUCAUGCACAAACUGUGCCCGGGUCGUCUUAAUGAACGUGUUGUCAUUUACUCCAUCCUCUCCAUCGGCAUCCUCUCCUGCAUCCUGCUUGUCUUCUUGUGGGACAAGACUACAAUCGUGGCCGGGGCGCCACGUAGCACUGCCUUCUUCAUCAUCACCUUCUUCCUCUCUCUGGUGGACUGCACCUCCUCAGUCACCUUCCUGCCUUUCAUGAUGCAGCUUCCAGCCAAAUACAUCACCACAUACUUUAUUGGAGAAGGGCUCAGUGGUUUCAUUCCUGGCAUAGUCGCUCUGGCACAAAGUGUGGGCAUCUCUAAAUGUGUCAACUCGUCUCAGACUGAAGGAAACCACACAGACUCAAACAUGUGGUCUUUACAUACAGAGUAUCUUCCCCCCAACUUCUCCACAGAGGUGUUUUUCAUCUUCCUAGCAGCCAUGAUGUGCAUCAGCCUGGCUGCUUUUGUUGCACUGAACAGGCUUCCUCGGACUCUUAAGCUGUCCACUGAAAACCUUGUGCCAGACACUGUGGCAUCUGUCAGCUCCGGCCUGGACAACCCUGGAGCAGAUACUGAUGGAGAGGGUGUAAAAUGCCAGGGUGAGGGGGCAGCCCAGAGCACGCUUCUGCUGCCCGGCCCAAAACACUCAGUGUACCAGCUGACCUUCAUCUACUUUAUGGUGGUGUGGGUUAAUGGUGCUACCAACGGCCUGCUGCCCUCUGUGCAGACGUACUCCUGUAAGCCCUACGGAAACCUGGCCUAUCACCUCUCUGCUGCUCUGGCAUCAGUGGCCAAUCCAGUGGCUUGCACCAUUGCAAUGUUCUUCCAAAACAGGUCACUGGUAUUUCUUGGCAUAAUGACGGCAUUAGGGACGGGAUUUGGCAGCUAUAACAUGGCUAUGGCAGCUUUGAGUCCAUGUCCUCUGCUUCAAGGGUCAGUGCUGGGAGAGAUAAUCAUUGUGCUCUCGUGGCUUUUCUUCACUGGAACUCUGUCAUAUGUCAAAGUCAUGGUGGGUGUCAUCCUCAGAGACCGGAGCCACAGCGCCCUGGUCUGGUGCGGAGCCGCAGCACAGAUUGGCUCGUUAGUUGGUUCGGUCACAAUGUUCCCACUGGUUAACGUCUACCGGCUGUUCAAGUCGGGAGAUUUCUGCACCACUAAAUGUCCUUUAUGACAUGGAAUCUGAGAACUGCAGCACCAAGGAAGCUGAACGCGCUCUCCGUUAAAGGAAUAGUUUGUGCUUAUUCAGUGCCUUGCAGAACGUUUGAUGAAUAGACUGACACCACUCUCAUAGCUGUGUCUUAUGCUGCAAUCCAUUGUACUCGGAGCUUGGAAGAAAACGACCUCCGACACAGAAAAGUUCAAUGGUACGAUCAUUCAAGUCAUCAUCCAAGUUGGAAACGUCAGAGCAAUGUGAUGUCAGAGCAACAUGGCGACACACAGUGAACCAAGCAGAAUGAAAUUUUCAUGAUUUACUUUACUACAUUUAGUGUUUUAUGUAAUGUUUGUGUUGUGAAACGUGCUCUAACAUUGUAGCUGCCAUCUCCAUUUCUAUUCGGUUGAUUUGUGCCUCACAGAAGAUCAUGAGUAAAACAACCGCAUGCUAUUGACUGUGGUGGCUCACACUAUUACUGCACCUGUUUACACAAUUUUGAGCUGUUGUAGGUUAUUUCAACUAGCAAAGAUAAGCACUUGACUUAGUUUAUAUGCCUUUUUUUCUUUGCUAAUGGCGCUUUGGUAACUGAUGUAGGCCCUCUGUAGAUGCUUGUGAAGCUCAGAGACCUUACAAACAAACAUCAGUUUGCUGCAGGUGUCCAUGUUUUCCUGAGGAGAUGCACUGGGACACGUUUAGAUUGCAAGUCAGGAACACUGACUCCGUAUUGUCGACUUCCGACUUGCAAUGGAUUGCAGCAUUAAGUACGGAGCUAGAACUUAGAGUCAAUUAGCUUAGCAUGAAGACGUGAAGCGGGGGGUAACUGCUACAGUAGCCUAGCUUUGUUAAAAAAAAAUCUGCUUACAGCCACCUCCAAAGUUCAAUAAUUAAUCUGUUUCUCUUGUUUAAUCCGUGCACAAAUCAACAAGUAUACAUGUUGCAGUUUUAGAGGGAGUUAGUUUGGAGUGUAGUUUUUAUAUUUUGUUCUUUUUUGCAGAUUAAACAAGACAAAACAUUUUAAUUUGUGAACUUUAGUGGUGCUAGUAACCAGAUUUUUAAAAACACAUUUUGCUAGAGCCAGGCUAGCUGUUCCUUAAAUCCAGUCUCUAUGCUAGAAGUCUUCCUUUGUAGUUCUUCUUAGAGUUUAUCAUCUUUCAGCUUUUUGUUUAUAAAAGUGAUGUUUUUGCAUUUAUUUUCUUCCAUUUGAAGCUGUGAUUUUUACAUCAUGUUUGCACUUAACUUUAUCAAUAUGUGUGUUUAAAGUCAUUUAAUACACUAUGAUGGGAAAUACUAUUAAUCUGUAUAAAUAUAAGUUAAACACUGUGACACAGCUGUCAUUCAUUCUGAUACAGUAGUUUUAGGCUAAAAGGUGCAUUGUACCAAUCAUGAGACUGUCAACUUGUCUGCCCACUAGAUGGCGCAAGCACACUUCUAUACAUUUAAAACCUCUCACUCCACACUCUGUAGUCCUUGAAAAUGAAAUAUAUUUAUACUGUGCAUGUGAAAAAAUAAAACAGUUAAAAUUUAUGUU